GAGGCAUUUUUGAGUGUGUGGAAUCUGGUCCAAUGGGGGCAGAAGAAUUAGCCUUCAGAUUUGCUGUGAACACAAUCAACAGAAACAGAACUCUUCUGCCAAACACCACAUUAACAUAUGACACACAGAAGAUAAAUCUCUAUGACAGCUUUGAAGCAUCCAAAAAAGCCUGCGAUCAGCUGUCCCUUGGGGUGGCUGCCAUCUUUGGACCAUCCCAUAGCUCCUCAGCUAAUGCUGUGCAAUCCAUCUGCAACGCUUUGGGUGUUCCACAUAUCCAGACCCGCUGGAAACAUCAAGUGUCAGACAACAAGGACUCCUUCUAUGUCAGCCUCUAUCCAGAUUUCUCUUCACUCAGCCGUGCCAUCCUUGACCUUGUGCAGUUCUUCAAGUGGAAAACCGUUACUGUUGUUUAUGAUGACAGCACUGGCCUUAUUCGAUUACAAGAGCUCAUCAAGGCUCCAUCACGAUACAACCUGAGACUAAAAAUACGUCAGUUACCAGCUGACACGAAAGAUGCAAAGCCAUUGCUAAAGGAGAUGAAAAGAGGCAAAGAAUUCCAUGUAAUCUUUGACUGCAGCCAUGAAAUGGCAGCAGGCAUCUUGAAGCAGGCUUUAGCUAUGGGAAUGAUGACAGAAUACUAUCACUAUAUCUUUACCACACUGGACCUGUUUGCCUUGGAUGUGGAACCCUAUCGGUAUAGUGGUGUUAACAUGACUGGAUUCAGGAUUCUAAACACAGAAAAUACCCAGGUGUCAUCUAUCAUUGAAAAGUGGUCUAUGGAGCGUUUGCAAGCACCUCCUAAGCCUGAUUCAGGUUUGCUGGAUGGAUUUAUGACGACGGAUGCAGCGUUAAUGUAUGAUGCAGUUCACGUGGUGUCAGUGGCUGUCCAGCAGUUCCCACAGAUGACUGUCAGUUCACUACAGUGUAAUCGCCACAAACCGUGGCGCUUUGGGACCCGCUUUAUGAGUCUCAUUAAGGAGGCCCACUGGGAAGGCCUCACAGGCAGGAUAACUUUCAACAAAACCAAUGGUUUACGGACAGAUUUUGAUUUAGAUGUUAUCAGCCUCAAGGAAGAAGGUCUUGAAAAGGAAGAAUUACCUCAAACAGAAUUAAAUAAAAUUGGAGCCGGCUCAGACAGCACCGGACCAACAGAUCUCAAG
Messenger RNA from Pterocles gutturalis (yellow-throated sandgrouse), 1160 nucleotides. RefSeq names its product glutamate receptor ionotropic, kainate 2. Lineage: Eukaryota; Metazoa; Chordata; Aves; Pterocliformes; Pteroclidae. Gene Ontology annotation, cellular component: presynaptic membrane; plasma membrane; postsynaptic membrane. The transcript is spliced from 8 exons. The record is from RefSeq and is a predicted model, not a curated record. Gene Ontology annotation, biological process: synaptic transmission, glutamatergic; modulation of chemical synaptic transmission. The annotation marks the transcript as partial. Gene Ontology annotation, molecular function: transmitter-gated monoatomic ion channel activity involved in regulation of postsynaptic membrane potential; kainate selective glutamate receptor activity.